AUGUCGGGCCGCAUCGACCCCGGAGAGCAAUUAGGUGCGUUGUCGGAGUACCAACUCCGAGGCUUGGUGCGUUCGGUCGAACAGGAGCUGCAGCGUCGAGAGACUCCCGUGGAUGCGCUGUCGACCCCUGCCGGGCAAGGGCUUCUGGAGACCCUGCUGAAGGGAGUUCCUCCUGGCAGCCUCGCCGGGCCUGCCGGCAGCUCCUUGCGGCGAGCUGCGCCUCAGGCGGCCUACGAGAAUGCCUUCGAAGAAUCCCGGAGACGUCUCCUCUUGCGACACUGGAAUACCCCUCUCGACGCGGUGGCGACCCCAUCUUCCCGAGUGCUGCUGGAGGCCUUGCUGCAGACUCCUGUGGACGUGCUGGCGACCCCCAAUGGGCGAGUCUUGCUGGAGGCUUUGCUGCAGACUCCCGUGGACACUCUGGCGACGCCUUCCUACGGGCAGACGUUCCUUGAGUCCUUGCUGAAGGGCACUCCGCCCGGCAGCCUUGCCGGGCCCAUCGUCGGGCCCCUCCGCCGUGCCCAGUCUCAGGCCGCACUCGCUGCGAUCCUCGGAUUUCCGACCAUCCCGCGUUGGAGCACGCAGCAGGAUGCUGACAUCCAGACCGUUCAGGAGGCCGGGAUCCAGACGAUGCAGGAUGUCAAGAUCCAGACCAUGGCCUCCGACUUGCCAGAGCAGGUGCCUUUGGAGCGCCCCCGAGAAGCUGAUUGGGAGCACACGGAGGCCUUCAGGCGGAGGAGGACGGAACAUGCAAAGGCCAUGAGAGAAGCAGAGGCCAGGGGAGAGGACAUGAGGCAGAGGAGACAGAAAGUGGCGGCGGUGUCCAUUCAGGAGGUGGAGGAACCUGUCUCAGAUGAUGAAGUGGUGAUGAUGGGGCGAGCCACACAGGAGGAUUGCGAGGAUCUCAGCAAGCUACUCGCGGAGAUGAGCGAAAAAGGUAUCGACGCUUUGGGAAGUUGUCCUUCCGAAGCAUGGGAGUUGAAGACUCAUCGCGAAGUCGUCCUGGCGGCGGUCCAGAAAAGGGGUGAGUACCUGAAGCAUGCGCCCAAGAAGCUGAAGGGUGAUCGUCACAUCGUCUUGGCGGCUGUAAAACAGAAUGGUGAUGCCUUAGAAUUCGCCGCCCCGAAGCUCAAGAAGGAUCGCGAGAUCGUCUUAGCAGCGGUGCAGGAAAGGGGCCCUGCCCUGCGCUUCGCCGCCGAGAAGCUGAAGGAGGAUCGCAGUAUUGUCUUAGCUGCAGUCACCCAAAACGGCAAUGCUUUGCUCUUCGCCGCCAAGAAGCUUCACAAUGAUCACAGCAUCUGGCGUGUUGCAAACCGUUCCGAAAGCGAGAAAGCGAAUGCGCUGGCGGCUGUUCAAUCAGACGGCAAAGCACUGCAGCACACGAAACGCGAACUUCGAAGAAAUCACGACAUCGUCUUUGCAGCCGUCAGCCACUGUGGCCUUGCCUUAGAGUUUGCCUCCGAAGAUCUCAAGAGGGACCGCAGCAUCGUUCUGGCAGCAGUAAGACAGGAUGGUCACGCCUUGCACUUCGCUGCAAAAGAGCUUCUUGCGGAUCGGGACAUUGUGCUGACGGCCGUAAAGCAGAAAGGCAUUGCGUUGCAGCACGCCCGGAGCGAGCAGAAGUGCGAUCGAGGCAUCGUCUGGGCUGCGUGCCGGCAGGACGGGAUGGCCCUGAGGUUCGCUGACCUCGCGCUGCGGAAAGACCACGCCUUUGUCCUGUCCGUUGUGGAGCGAGAGGGCUUUGCACUGGAGUUCGUCUCCGAAGAGAGGAAGAAGGACCGCGACAUCGUCCUGAUGGCAGUCCAGAAGAAGGGUGAUGCCCUGGAAUUUGCACCUAAGGAGCUAAGAGACGACAGGGAGAUUGUCUUGGCGGCAGUCAAGAAGAAUGGCCAUGCCUUGAAGUUUGCCAGCGAAAGGCUUGCGAGGGACCGGGAGAUUGUCUUAUCAGCAGUCGGGCAGGACGGCGAUGCCUUGCUGUUCGCCUAUGUGAACUGCGAGCAUCGGAUGGAUCCCGACGUCGUCAUCGCAGCCGUCGAGAACAAGCCUUGCAGUUUCCAGUUCGCCCCUCCGGACCUGCAGGAAAAUGAGGACAUCGUGCGGAAGGCCGUGAUGCUGGACGGAGGUGGGGAGGUAUUGGAGUUCAUCCCCGAGUAUCUGCAGAACAAGCCCAAACUCAGAAGUACGGUGAUGGAUGCAAUGAAGAAGAUGGGCCGUGCCUUGCAGUUCGCCAGCUGGAGGCAUCAGAAGGAUCCCGACAUUGUACUGGCCGCGGUCUCGAAUGAUGGUAGCGCCUUGGAGUUCGCCGCCAGAGACUUGAGGAAGGUGAAGAACAUCGUGGUGGAGGCAGUGAAGCACUCCGGCUGUGCCUUGGAGUUUGCGUCGCCGGAGCUUCAGAAGGAUCACUUCAUUGUUCUGGCAGCGGUCAGAAAUGACGGCGAUGCCUUGCAGUUCGCUGCCCCCGAAUUCCAAGAUGAGGAGGAUAUCGUCUUCCCAGCAGUGAAGCAGAAAGCCACCGCCUUGCAGUUCGCCUCUGACAGGCUCCGGAAGGAGCCGCGGAUCGUGGAGACAGCCGUAAGGAAGCAGGGAGAUUCCUUGCAGUUCGCCGCACCGGAGCUCCAACGAAAUGAAGGCAUCGUCUUACUUGCCGUGCAGCAGCAAGGGGAGGCCCUGGAGCACGCGGCUAGCGAUCUGCAGAAGAGCAAAAGGGUCGUCUUGGCAGCUGUAGAACAGAAUGGCAACGCGUUGCAAUUCGCUUCCGCCGAGCUGCAGAAAAACGAGAGCGUCGUCGAGAAAGCAGUUCAGCAGCACGGCCACGCCUUGCAGUUCGCUGCAGACGAGCUUCGCAGGAGCCCGAAGAUGGUGAAGCUGGCGGUGGAAAAGAAAGGCGAUGCCCUGCAGUUUGCGGCCGAAAAACUGCAGAAAGACAAGGAGAUUGUGGAAGCCGCGGUGCGACAGCAGGGUGAUGCUUUGCAGUUCGCCCACGACGAGCUGCGAAGGGAUCUGAGGAUCGUCGAGGCCGCCGUAGCACGGACCGGUGACGCCUUGCAGUUCGCCGCUGAGGAUCUUUGGCACCGUUGCGACGGGGAUGAAGAGAAGAAGCAGAGAUAUAGGAACAUCGUGAAAGAAGCUGUGAGGCAAGAUGGCACAGCCUUUCAAUAUGCCUGUGAGUGGCUGCGAAGUGAGAGGGGCUUCAUUCGCGACCUUGUCAGGGAAACGAAGGCCUUUUGGCUAUUAAACUACGUGGCCCAUGAUCUCGCAGCACAAUCCGACUUCAAGACUUUCCAAGCAGAAUGCAAGAAGGAAGCUGGCAAGGGGAUCGUGUUCACCUACUACAACAGCUUUGGUUGCUUUGCCAGGAUGCGCCAGAGCUUCGAUGCAACCUGUGCCUCCGUCCCGGGGGGCGAAGCCUACGACAGAGUGAUGGAUGAGGUAAGGAAUGCGCCGCAUGGUGACACUGCCACGGUGUGGUUUGGUGAUGAGCUGGUCCUCGGAAACUUCGCGGACAAAGGUGACGAUGGGAAGUUCCGAUGGAUGCAUCCUCCUGGAGAUUGCGGCCGUGACGGUGUGCCAGUUCCCGCUAGGGGAAGCCCGAGCUGGCAUCCAAUGUGGAACUCCAAGGUCGAGUCUCGCAGCGCGAGGCGGGACCCGCGACCGGGAGAAAAGUUCAGAUGCUGGUGCUGCCACUGGAUACGCGAAGUGCGGAAACACGCUGCACUUGGAGAAGUCAUCUGCUGUGCCGUGUCGAACAUCUACCAUCCGGACUGGGUGGAAGAGUUCCGCGCCGGCUCCUCCGAGCUCUCGGACCAGGAUGCUCACGAGCACGGCCUAGAAAGGGAAGUCUUCACGAACGGCAAGCCUGAGGGGUGGGGGGAAAGGAAGAUCAAGACUUCUGAUGGCUCUGAAUUCGACAGGAAAGCAUCUGUCCAUGAACACACCAAGAUGCCUCUGGGCGUUGGUUGCCGUUGGGAGAGAUCGGUUUUGGAUAAACUCGAGUUCCCCGUCUAUGCGUUUUUCCAGCCGUGA
This is a messenger RNA of Symbiodinium sp. CCMP2592, 4023 nucleotides long. The record is from the annotation of a GenBank genome assembly. Lineage: Eukaryota; Dinophyceae; Suessiales; Symbiodiniaceae.